This is a messenger RNA of Lampris incognitus (smalleye Pacific opah), 6690 nucleotides long. RefSeq names its product unconventional myosin-VIIb-like. Gene Ontology annotation, molecular function: protein binding; cytoskeletal motor activity; ATP binding. Lineage: Eukaryota; Metazoa; Chordata; Actinopteri; Lampriformes; Lampridae. Bases 39 to 6506 code for a protein of 2155 amino acids. The transcript is spliced from 49 exons. The record is from RefSeq and is a predicted model, not a curated record. Gene Ontology annotation, cellular component: myosin complex; cytoskeleton.
AGCUCUUUUCACUGAGUAGCAAGGCUUGCAGCGGGGCGAUGCUGAGAAGAGGUGAGCGGGUGUGGGUGAACUCCGAUAUUGGUGUUCCCAUAGGUGCUUUGGUGAAAGUGACGGACACAGGUCAACGGCUGCUGGUGGACGAUGAGGGAAAGGAAUGCACGCUAUCCCGAGAACUGGAAGCCUCACUCAGGGUCAUGCACCCUACAUCAGUGGAGGGGGUGGAUGACAUGAUCCGACUGGGGGACCUGAACGAUGCCGGCCUCCUCAGAAACCUGAUGAUCCGACACAAGCUAGGCAUCAUCUAUACCUACACAGGCUCAGUGUUGCUGGCGGUGAACCCGUACCAAGAGCUGCCCAUUUAUACCAACGACCAGGUGAGGAUGUACCAAGGUCGCAAGCUCGGAGAAAUGCCUCCACACAUCUUUGCCAUCGCUGACUCCUGCCACUUCAAUAUGAGACGCUAUCAAAAGGACCAGUGCUGCAUUAUCAGCGGGGAGUCAGGAGCAGGAAAGACAGAGAGCACCAAACUGAUUCUGCAGUAUCUAUCAGCAGUCAGUGGCCAGCACUCUUGGAUUGAACAGCAGAUCCUGGAGUCCAACCCCAUCCUAGAGGCUUUUGGAAAUGCUAAAACGAUUCGCAACGACAACUCCAGUCGCUUUGGGAAAUAUUUGGAGAUAUUCUUCAAUAAAGACGGAGUCAUCGAGGGUGCUUGUGUGGAACAGUACCUACUGGAGAAAUCUCGUGUCUGCCAUCAGGCCGCGGGGGAGCGAAACUACCAUGUGUUUUAUUGCAUGCUAGUGGGGAUGACUGCAGAACAGAAGGAGAGCCUGCACCUGGGGGAUGCUACAGAGUACAGAUUCCUCACACAGGGUGACUGUAUAGUUUGUGAGGGCCGCAGUGAUGCUAAAGACUUUGACCGCAUCCGUUCGGCUCUGAGGAUCCUGACUUUCACAGAGACCCAAAGCCAAGAGAUCUUCAAGCUGCUAGCCGCCAUAUUACACAUGGGGAAUGUCGAUUUCACAGCCUCAACCAACAUCAAUAACAUGGACAGCAGCAGUGUCAGCAAAUCAGAGCACUUUAACCUGGCAGUCGCCCACCUGGAGGUACAGAGUGCAGCCCUGGCUGACAGUCUAACCUGUCGUUCCUUCCUGGCGAACAGAGAGAGUGUCACUAAACCCCUCAGCUCUGAACAGGCCUCCGACUGUAGAGACGCCUUCGUCAAGGCGAUCUACAAUAAGUUGUUCAUAUGGAUCGUUGGAAGAAUCAACAGUGUCAUCCAGAAGACGACUAAAAAAACCUCCAGACAACACAACCAUCAGUCUAUUGGCCUGCUAGACAUUUUUGGCUUCGAGAACUUCAAAACAAACAGUUUUGAGCAGCUGUGCAUUAACUUUGCCAAUGAGCAGCUCCAGCAGUACUUCGUGCAUCACAUCUUCAAGCAGGAGCAGGAGGAGUACCGGAAAGAGGACAUUGAGUGGAACAGCGUCACUUUUGGUGACAACCAACUUACUUUGGACCUGCUUGCUGGAAAACCCUGCAACCUGCUGGCACUGAUAGAUGAAGAGAGUAAUUUUCCAAAGGGCACAGAUGUCACCAUGCUGAACAAGAUCAACAUGCAACACUGCAAGAACAACCUUUAUAUUCCCUCAAAGAAUGAACACGACAGAGACUUUGGGAUCCACCAUUUCGUUGGGGUGGUUUACUACGACUCAAACGGAUUCUUGGAGAAGAAUAGAGAUGCACUCAGCUCUGACAUAAUCAAGCUGAUUAACACAUCCACCAAUAAACUUCUUCAUCAGAUGUUUAAAACUGAGCUUUCGACCAACCAAGCGAAGAACCCCGGCAAUAGCAAAAUUACUAUAACGCCCAAGAAUUCCAUGAAGAAGGAUGGCCGUAAACAGGUGCCGACACUGAGCAGUCAGUUCCGCCAGUCUCUGGACUCUCUGAUGAAGACGCUGUCUGUCUGCCAGCCUUUCUUCAUCCGCUGCUUCAAACCCAAUAAUGACAAGAAGUCCAAGUGCUUUGACAGGGAGCUGUGUAUGCGUCAGCUGAGAUACUCUGGCAUGGUGGAUACCAUCCGCAUCCGUAAACUGGGAUAUCCGAUCCGCCACAAAUUCAAGGAUUUCCUGCAGCGCUACAGAGUGCUCCUGAGGACGGCUGCCUGCGACCCCAAAACUGAGAGAGUUGCAGCCUGUUGUGAAGCCAUCUGCAAGGCUGUGAUUACUGGAGAGGACAGCUGGAUACUAGGCAAGACCAAGAUCUUCCUAAAGGAUGCCCAUGAUGCUUUCCUGGAACGUGAGCGUGAACAGGAACUCAACAAGAAGGCCCUUAUCAUUCAAAGGGUAAUGAUAGUACUCCAUGACAGAAAAUGCUUUUUGAAUAAGAGGAAGGCAGCUUUGGUGCUGCAGAGACGCUGGAGAAGUUACAGAGAGAUGAUAAAACUCAGAAAGCUCCUGCUUGGUUUUCAGCGCUUGGGCUCGAGGAUACGUAGUCGGCAGCUUCAGGUUCAAUAUAAAAAAAAGAGAGAUGCUGCCCUUGUCAUCCAGAGUCAGGUGAGAGGCUGCCUGGCCAGGAAUGAUCUGAAGAAGAAAAGAGAGGCAGUCAUUUUGUUACAGGCUUGUACCAGAGGGGUGUUGGCCAGGAGGAGAGUUCUAAAGAUGAAGACUGACAGCCUACUGUCUUUACUUCCACCUCAUUCUCUCUCUCUCUCUCUCUCUCUCUCUCUCUCUCUCGCAAAGGAGAUCCACCGCCAACUGGAAGAAGUUCUUGACCAGUCGCAGCAGGCUGCCAAGGAGCCUGAGCCAAUGAGUGAGCAGGAGGUUGUCACGAGCACGUUCCAACCCACAGCCCCUGUAGUCAGACAGGGACGAGCAUCGGUGGGCUUUGAGGUCUUGGAGGAGGAGUGUGAUGUACCAGAGAUGGUGGAGGAAACACCCGCUGAGACCUCAGCGUCAGAGUGGGAGCCAGAGACUCCAGUUGCGGACACCCCACCUCCAUCACAUUGGGAGGAAUAUGAUGAGGAGGACGAGAACAAUGAGUUCUCGUUCGUUAAGUUCAGCUCCCUUCACUUCCAGGGCAGCGCUACACACACACACAUCACCCAGAGGCUCAGACAGCCCCUCCUCCGCCACGAGGACGAGGGGGACACACUGGCAUGUCUUACCGUGUGGUGGAUCAUCCUGCGCUUUAUGAGGGAUUUACCAGAACCUAAACGGACCAAGCUGGAGCAGACCAGCCCCACAUCCAGCCCUAGAAUCCGGACUUUGGUUCAGAGGCAAGGCAGGAGGCUCAGUAACCUGGUGGGACUGGACCAGAAAAUACUGAGGAAGAACAAGAGAAAAUUCGGGGGAGGAAACAGAAGAGCCUCUACUAUUCCAGAGGAGCCUGAGGAUUUGAUGGCUGAAGAGGACAUUUUAAUUGGAGAGGGGCCGACAUUAGAUCGACCUUUGUCAUCCCUCGAACAACUGCAUAUCAUUGUUGGAUAUGCUCUGUCAAGACAACACAUACGAGAUGAGAUUUACUGUCAGAUCUGCAAGCAGCUGGUGAAGAAUAGGAGCCAAAGCAGCUGUCUGCGAGGCUGGAUCCUCCUCUCUGUCUGUCUGGGGAUCUUCCCUCCUACAGAUCUCCUGAUGAAGCAUUUGGAGAGCUUUCUCCACAGAGGGCCAGGUGGCUAUGGAGCAUAUUGUACGGAGCGCCUGCAUCGUACAGUGGCCAAUGGGCAAAGGGAAGAACCCCCUUGUUGGAUAGAGCUACAGGCUACCAAGUCAAAGAAGCCCAUGGAUGUGUCAGUCAUUCUCAUGGAUGACCAAAGUUUCUCUCUGCCCAUGGACUCAGCGAGCACCUCCGCUGAAGUCUGCCAAGUCAUAGCCCAGAGGAUCAAUCUCAAGGAUACCAGUGGAUUCUCCCUCUACAUCAGCCUCUAUGAUAAGUUGUGGUCUCUGGGCAGCAGCAGCAAGCACGUGAUGGAUGCCAUCUCCCAGUGUGAGCAGGAGGUGAGGAGGAGGGAGGGCAAGGAGGAGCAGCAUGCCCUCUGGAAGCUCUACUUCCGCAAGGAGCUGUUCACACCCUGGCAUGACUGCUCAGUGGACCCGGUCAGCACGGAUUUGAUUUACAGACAGGUCAUCAGGGCCCUCAAGUCUGGGGAGUACACCUGUGAGAAGGAAGAUGAAUAUGUCCAGCUGGUGGCAAAGCACUACUUUGUCCAGUUUGGAUUUUCGAACAGCACAGAAAAUCUGCAGACAGUGGUAAAGGAGUGCAUCCCCACCUCGCUCAUAGAGACCAAAUCCCAAACAAAAUGGGUCCAACUCAUCUCAUUAGCCCACUUACAGAACACUCAGACCAGCAACAAGAUGACGACAGAGAGUGUAAAGGCAGAAAUGGUCAACUUUGCUCUUCAAAAAUGGCCAAUUUACUUCUCCAAGUUUUAUGAAGUCACAAUGACAUCAGGACCUCCCUUGCCCAAGAGCAGAUUCAUUGUGGCCAUCAACGGCAGUGGUGUCCUUUUGAUGGACGGGAGCGACAAGAAGCUGAUGGAGCUGCCCUACAUUGAAGUGACCGGGGCCCUCAUGACAAACGGUCAGAUCGUGAGCCUGUCCACAGUUAAGGGGGAGUUUGUCCUCAAGUGUGUGGAUGCUAGGGACAUGGCUACGAUGAUACAGACAAAUCUGGAAGGACUUAGGGAGCGCUCAGUGUAUGCAGUGGCCCUGCAGGAUGUCAUCAAACCAGACGACCCCUCGUUCCUGGUCUUUAGGCGAAAUGAUCUGCUAAAGAUGGAAAAGGACAGAGACAACUCUCCGGACUGCAUUUGGAGUACAGCAACUAAUGACCGGACUGGAAACAGCGGGGCCAUUUACAUGGACAUGGUCCAGUUUCUGCCGACUCUCGACAAGCCAAAUGAUGACAUACUGCAUCUGCUCCACCCACACAACGGUGCACGAAGGAAGAGCCUCACCCCACUGGGCUCAACGCAGAGAGAGGAAGCAGUGGCCCCCAUCUCCCUCAAAGAGUUCUCGUUUGAAAACUUUAGGCAGCCAGGUAAGGAGGGGAGUCGGCAUGGCCAGUCCAAAUUGGCUGAGAGAGAGCGGCUGUGGGCUUUUUCCAGAGAACCUCUGAAACAGCCACUGCUCAGGAGCGUGGUGGACAACUCUGACCUCAGCCACCUCGCCGUCAGUGCCUUCAUAGCUAUCCUGAAGUAUAUGGGAGACUAUCCCAUCAAACAUAAUUGCCACUUCAUAGUGCUCACCGACCAAAUCUUUGGGCCUGCACUCCAGUAUGAGGCUUUACAGAAUGAGAUCUACUGCCAAAUAAUGAGACAGCUGACUACCAACAAAAACAGGCUUAGUAUGCAGCACGGCUGGCAGCUGCUGUGGCUGUGCACGGGCCUGUUCGCCCCCAGUCAGACUCUACUGAGACAUGCUCAGCGCUUUCUGGAGUCCAGAUCCAGAGACCCAAUGGCUGUCGACUGUCUGCAGAGGUUACAGGGGAUGCUCAGGGUGGAAGCCAGGAAGCUGCCUCCCCACCAGGUGGAAGUGGAAGCAAUCCAAAAGAACAGCGCCCAGAUCUUCCAUAAAGUCCACUUCCCGAACGACACGAAUGACGUCUUUGAGGUGACCUCCACCACCAGAAUCCGAGACCUGUGUCAGAGCAUCGCCUCUAAGCUCAAGCUGAGCUCAGCCGAUGGAUAUGCCCUCUUCAUGAAAACACCAAACAAGGUCACGAGUUUAGAGGACCAGGAAUACUUUUUUGACAGUUUGAGACAGACCGCGGACCUCCCAAAGAAAUCAAAGAAAAUCAAAGAAGGCACCCCUUCCACCAUGCCCUACCUGGUAAUCUUCAUGAGAAAGCUGUGGUUCAAUGUGAUCCCCGGGAGAGACCUGACCGCUGAUCUCACCUUUCAUUUUCCACAGGAGUUGCCAAAAUACCUGCGGGGGUACCACAGUUGUGGCAGGGAGGAGAUGAUAAGCCUGGCUGGGCUCCUCUUCAGAAUCCAGACCAGUUCAGACAGAUCCCAGUUUGUCAUGAUCCCCAAGAUGCUGAAAGACCUUGUUCCAGCUGACCAGAUGAAUGUCAUGUCUCCUGAUGAGUGGAAGAAGCACAUCAUCUCCUCCUACAACAAGCAGACUGGAGUCACUGUGGAGGAGGCAAAAGUCGCCUUCCUCCAAAAGAUCUCCAGCUGGCCCACUUUCGGCUGUGUUUUCUUUGAGGCCAAGCAAACAUCUGAACCCAGGUAUCCAAAUACAAUUAGGAUUGCCAUCAGCAAGCAAGGUGUCACCCUUAUAGACCCAAAGACAAAGGAGUUGCUGAUCAAGCACCCUUUCAGCCGCAUCACCAAUUGGCACAGCAGUAAAACUUAUUUCCAGAUGACCAUUGGCAGCCUGGUGAGGGACUACACGUUGUUCUUUGAAACCUCGCUGGGCCACAAAAUGGAUGACCUUCUGAGAUCAUACGUUAGCAUGUAUGAGAGGGAGAGGCUGACAGUGCUACCAAGGAAGCAGCUGUUCUCCUGAGUACUCAGCGGGAUCAAGACGGUUUACUGCAAGAAAGACCUUAAUACUACUUUAUGACAGAAACUACCAACAUUAAAUUAAAGGCUUUUGCUGUGAUGCUUUGGAUUGUAAUAUGUAACCUAGACUACUCUGAGAUGUAUUUUGUACAUGAUUUGUUGACCACUACUUCAAAUUCCAUGAUAUU